UGUUGCAAUACCGAACCAUUUCCGCUCCUAUAUAUCGCAAAAAGGUCAGUUCGUGAGUCAUCCAGCUGCGAUCGAUUUCUCUGCACUGGGCAUACUUUGCGCUGAUUAUCUCCGACUAGUUCGCCGGAUUCGCUAUGUCGGCCGCCGCCGAAACCGAUGCUUCGGUUGUCGAGAACUCGACGCCAGCGGAAGUUCCGGCUGUUGAGGAGGACCCGCAGCCUCAGAUGCCGGACGCACCGGCGGAGAAACCCGUCAAGGAGAAGAAACCCAAAGCCCCCAAGGAGAAGAAGCCUAGAGCUCCAAAAACUUCUUCUCAUCCUCCUUACUUUGAGAUGAUAAAGGAGGCGUUGUUGGCUCUUAACGAGAGGAGUGGGUCGAGCCCGUACGCCAUAGCCAAGCACAUGGAGGAGAAUCACAAGGCGGUGCUUCCCGCGAAUUUCAGGAAAAUUUUGGGGCUUCAGCUGAAGAACUCUGCUGCGAGGGGGAAACUCAUAAAGAUCAAGGCUUCUUACAAACUGGCCGACAAGGCUGAUACAGCUGCGGUGAAGAAGCCCAAGCAGGCUAAAGCUACCACGCAAAAGGCUGCGAAGAAAAGAACUGGUACAGUGAGGAAGAAGACAGCUGCAGCAGCUAAGCCUGCGAAGAAGAAGGUUGGGGCGAAGAAGAAGGCGAAGAAGUCGGCGCCGGCGAAGGCAAAGCAGCCCAAGUCGAUCAAGUCAACUUCUGCUAAAAAGGCUAAGAAGGCUUAAAUGUUUUGUGACUGAUAUGAAUAUAUAUAUAUAUAAAAUAAUGUGAUAGUUGGGUUAACUGGCAUGUAAAUAUGGACAAUGGAUGUGUGCUGCUCCUGGUUUCUCCCAUUUGUAAUGGAUGCUUUCUUCUUUUGUAAUCGGAGGAUUAGCAUAAGAAAUGUGGUAGGAGAAUUUUGUUAA
Messenger RNA from Malania oleifera, 929 nucleotides. RefSeq names its product histone H1. The transcript has 2 exons. Lineage: Eukaryota; Viridiplantae; Streptophyta; Magnoliopsida; Santalales; Ximeniaceae. The record is from RefSeq and is a predicted model, not a curated record. Gene Ontology annotation, cellular component: nucleosome; nucleus. Gene Ontology annotation, biological process: negative regulation of DNA recombination; chromosome condensation; nucleosome assembly. Gene Ontology annotation, molecular function: structural constituent of chromatin; nucleosomal DNA binding; double-stranded DNA binding. The coding region runs from base 135 to 749 and encodes 204 amino acids.